CUGUAAAUGUUCAUCAUGCCAAAGGGGAAGGAGCCUAUGAGCAUGACAAGGAGGAAGAUGAAGAUGACAGAAAAAAAGAGGAGGAAGGAAGAACCAGCAGAAGAAGAAGAAGAAAGCAAGACAGUGUGGACGUGGAGUAGGGGGAGAGCUAGUGUGGAUGCGGACCAGGAUAGCGAGCCGUACCCCUCCAACCAACAGACCCCGCAGUCUUCCCAGAAGGUUGCCAUCUCCGAGGAACAAGACGAUCUGAUUGCGUCCUUCUUAGAAAGCCACCCGGCUUUCUAUGACGUGUCCCACACAGACUACAAGAACAAAGGAAAGAAGAAUGCAUGGUUGAGGAAUGCAGCCCCUGCAAUAGGACUAACGUCUAAACAGAUUCUCACAAGGUUCCGGACAAUGAGAACAGAUUACUUCAAACUGAAGCGGAAGGUUGCAGAGAGAGCUGCCCGCGGGCGGCACAAGAUUACUCCACUGCAGGAGUUUAAACUGCGCCGAUACAAGUUCCUUGAUGCACACUACCGGGGGAGGGACAAGACUUCUUCCAGCGCACUCGGAUCGGUUAAUACCCCGGUUCAGCCACAGGAGUACAGUUCAGAUGAGGAUGAUGUCAACGACGUGAGGUUCACUUCAAGUGCGGGAUACGGCGCGGGAACCAGUUCUAAGCGCAAGCGAUACGACAGCUAUGAGUCACCCUCGCCCAAGAAGAGCAAGAAGGGGAUGACUGAGUUCCUGGUGGAACUCUUGACUGACUCCCACAAGGAACUGCGACAGUCACAGGCUACCCUGGCAAUGGCUGCCAGCAGUGCGAGUGCCGGCACCAGUGGCACCAGCGAGCGGAACGCCUGGGCCCAGUGGCUGUCCAGUCUGCAGCAGGAGAUCCCGCAGGACACGUGGCGGGUGUACCAGGUGGAGACCUUCACCAUCGCCAUGCGCUACGCCAUGGGGGCACAGCAGCAGCACCACCAGGCUUCCCAGCAAACCCUAAACCAGCCUUUCGACGAGCUCGCACUGCCGCUACCCCCUUUUAAGGUCACGCCCUCAACACAGCAGCAGCCAAACAGGCACAUAAAAACGCCUCUGCUGUACUCCUACUUCCGUAGUUCAUGUGCCUGGAGAGUUCGCAUCGCUCUGAACCUGAAGGGUAUCGAGUAUGAACAGGCUCCUGUACAUCUCAUAAAGGAUGGUGGACAACAGCACUCAGAAGAGUAUAAACAGAAGAACCCCAUGGCACAGGUGCCCACCCUCAUCAUAGAUGGACACAAACUCACCCAGUCUAUGGCAAUCAUGGAGUACCUAGAGGAAACCCGACCAGACCCUCCCCUCCUGCCAAAGGACCCUGCUACAAGGGCAAAGGUUCGGAUGAUUGCAGAGACUGUUAAUGCAGGCAUUCAACCCAUUCAGAACCUGAGUGUUCUGCAGAAAGUUGGGGAUGAGAAGAAGAUGGAAUGGGGUCACUACUGGAUUGACCGAGGCUUUACAGCUUUGGAAACUGUACUGAGUGAGACUGCAGGAAAGUACUGUGUGGGAGACCAGGUUACUAUGGCUGACCUGUGCCUCGUGCCACAGCUGUAUAAUGCCACUAGAAACAAAGUGAACAUGGACAAAUUCCCCAAGAUUUCCGGCAUCAUAAAACGCUGCUCAGAACUGGAGGCAUUCAAGACAGCCCACCCAUUCAGCCAGCCUGACUUUGUUAAGGCAGAAAUAUAGGACAAAUAUGACGCUUGCUUCCACUUGAGAUGAUUCUCUCACCAAAUUUAAUUUUGCUACUAUUGUGUAUUGUAAUUUUUAAGUUAAAAUUGAUUUCUAGUUAAUUCAUCUCAGUGGAAUGCCUGACUUAUAUAAUUGAAACUCUAUGUUGUUACGACUAUGAUAAUGAUUCCAGGCUAAAUAACUAACCUGUUUUGAUAGUCUGUGGUAUUUUCCAUAGAGUAAGAUAUGUUCAUUAUGUGCUGACAGGUGCAUGGAUACACAUGAGCUUUGGUGGUAUUCCCAAACUCUGACGAUGACUUCUCAAAGAACUUCUAAUUGUACCAGGAUUCGAAAUACCUACUAUACCUCACUCUGGCCACACAAGUCAUGGUUUCUGUGUGUGGAGAUGCCAUGUUGCCUGGCACAAAAGUUACGACAACCUGAAAUGGCAACCUGAAAUGUUGAUGGGCAACCUAGCUUUUGUUUUAACUUAAGUUGCCGAGUGGACAACCUGAGAAAAAAAGUAUUUGAAACCCUGUUGUACCCUUUAGUAUAAAAGGCUACUGGCUUUUGUCUA
Branchiostoma belcheri (Belcher's lancelet) is the source of this 2266-nucleotide messenger RNA. RefSeq lists its product as uncharacterized. Gene Ontology annotation, molecular function: glutathione transferase activity; maleylacetoacetate isomerase activity. NCBI's taxonomy places the organism in Eukaryota, Metazoa, Chordata, Leptocardii, Amphioxiformes, Branchiostomatidae. The transcript is spliced from 13 exons. Gene Ontology annotation, cellular component: cytoplasm; mitochondrion. Gene Ontology annotation, biological process: L-phenylalanine catabolic process; glutathione metabolic process. The coding region runs from base 7 to 1707 and encodes 566 amino acids. The record is from RefSeq and is a predicted model, not a curated record.